UUGUGCUUCCCCCUGCUGACCUUUCCAAGUGUAGCGUUACUAGGACACAACGCGUGUGUGUGUAUGUGUAAAUAUCCUGAGUGACACGAAUAGGAUUUACGAUGAAUGUGAUUAUUUAAAGACAGACAUUUUGACAUCAAGGGGCCUGCUGGAAGCACAAAAGGACAUGAGCGAUGAUGACGUCAUCCAGCACAUCACGUGCACUGUCAAACCUCCAGUAUACCUUCACUUUGGAGACGUCAAGGUAGACUCCAGCCACUCGGGCGUCUGCGUGCUGGAUGUCAGCCUCCCCUUUGGAAAAAGUGUAAACAUUGAGGCUGUCGCCUUCAAGAACUACUACACAGCCUUCGUCAGUGUGAGGCUGCAGAGGCGGAGCCCCAGCCAGGAGGCAGUGGCGGCCAAGUGGGUCACGGCUGUCAGGGACCUCCCUCUUAUGAAGAACCCCCAUACUGAGGCGGGUUCGCAGGACUUCUAUGCCAUCCACCGGACCCAGAUGCAAGUGGAGCCAGAUCAUGUCACGUCCUUGAGACUCAUCCUGAGACAGCCGUCCUCUGCGUGGUUGACCUUCAACCUGGAGGACAUCCGCAUCUUCCCUCGCACGCAGACGGAGACUGGCAAGGAGCUCUCUGAUUGGCUCUCUGCUCUGACGCUGGUUGACCGCCAACCUGACGUAGAGGAGGAGGGUCUGCCGGACCCUCAGACAGUUUCGUGCAGCCUUCAGCAGAUGUGGGCAUUGACCGAAGUAAUGCAGAGCAGUCAGAGUUCCGCCUCCAUCGGGCGCUUUGAUGUGGAAGGAUGCUACGACAUCAACAUUUUAUCUGUGACAUAAACAUACGUAUUAUACUCACGCUGUCCUAUAGCUACUGUAUUCUCUGUAACCAUCAUUCCAUAUGACACAAGUUAAAUAUGAAAUAAAUAAUUGCAGACAUGUGAUGGGUGUAUUCACGAUAUAGAAAUAUACUGUAUAAAGCAGGGGUCUCAAACUCAAUUUACCUGGGGGCCACUGCAGCUAGGGUCUGGGUGAGACUGGGCCGCAUGA
Molecule: messenger RNA, 1039 nt
Organism: Doryrhamphus excisus (bluestripe pipefish)
Lineage: Eukaryota; Metazoa; Chordata; Actinopteri; Syngnathiformes; Syngnathidae
Gene: nicn1
Product: nicolin 1
Cellular component (GO): nucleoplasm
Source: RefSeq, a predicted model, not a curated record